GUACCUGAGACGGGAACCUGUGGAAUAAUCCAGAAACUGUUUGGCACUGCUGGAUCAUUCUCCUCAGUGAGUUUGCUAGUAAUUGCUAGAAACGAAACGUCAACUUUAGUUUUUUUUUUUUUUUCACUCUCUGUAUUUUCCUGAUAGCAACUGCUUUGGAAAUCUGCUGACGGUAUUUUUAAUUGGACCGCUGGUCGAGGCAGUUGAAACUGACGGGAGAGGAUUGGCCAGCAUCGCUCCUCCUGUGUUCUAGAGAGUUCGGAGUGGGAAUGAUAUUGAGGAGGGCCGCUCCCACACACAUACACACACACUACUGACUGAUACCGGGGAUCAGGACCCGUCACACCCAGUCACUCAGGGCAAAGGCAACCUGCGCCACAGUAGGAAAACAACAGAGGUGUCCAAAUACCUUAUUCUUGGAAGAGGCCCAUGCUUUCCUGUCGUUCCUUGUUAAUGUAAUAAAGGCACUUAAUACCAAGUUCUCAGAAAGGAGGAGGCCUAGUAACAGGAACCAUGUCCAAGGGACCAGCAGUUGGUAUUGACCUGGGCACUACCUACUCCUGUGUAGGAGUUUUUCAGCAUGGCAAAGUGGAAAUCAUUGCCAAUGACCAGGGAAACAGGACUACACCCAGCUAUGUUGCAUUCACUGACACAGAGAGGCUAAUUGGGGAUGCAGCCAAGAACCAAGUGGCCUUGAACCCAAACAACACAAUAUUUGAUGCCAAACGUCUCAUUGGACGCCGGUUUGAUGACAGCGUUGUCCAGUCAGACAUGAAACAUUGGCCCUUUACAGUGAUCAAUGAUGCUUCACGACCCAAAGUAAAGGUGGAAUACAAGGGUGAGGCCAAGACGUUUUACCCAGAGGAGAUCUCCUCCAUGGUGCUGCUUAAAAUGAAGGAGAUUGCAGAAGCAUACCUUGGCAAGACGGUAACAAGUGUCGUAGUGACUGUGCCUGCCUACUUCAACGACUCUCAGCGCCAGGCCACCAAAGAUGCAGGGACCAUUUCUGGGCUUAAUGUCCUUCGUAUCAUCAAUGAGCCCACCGCUGCUGCCAUUGCCUAUGGCCUGGACAAAAAGGUUGGAUCAGAGAGAAAUGUUCUCAUCUUCGAUCUGGGCGGCGGCACAUUUGACGUCUCGAUCCUGACAAUUGAAGACGGCAUCUUUGAAGUGAAGUCCACAGCGGGUGACACUCACUUGGGCGGUGAAGACUUUGACAACCGCAUGGUGAACCACUUCAUCUCCGAGUUCAAACGCAAGUACAAAAAAGACAUUAGCGACAACAAGAGGGCGGUGCGGCGUCUGCGCACGGCAUGUGAGAGGGCCAAGCGCACGCUGUCAUCCAGCACUCAGGCUAGCAUUGAAAUUGACUCUCUGUACGAGGGCAUCGAUUUCUACACCUCCAUCACCAGAGCCCGGUUUGAGGAGCUGAACGCAGAUCUGUUCCGAGGAACCCUGGAGCCUGUGGAAAAGGCUCUCCGUGAUGCCAAGAUGGAUAAGGCCCAAAUCCAUGACAUUGUGCUAGUGGGGGGUUCUACUCGUAUUCCUAAGAUCCAGAAGCUCUUGCAAGAUUUCUUCAAUGGGAAGGAACUCAAUAAGAGCAUUAACCCUGAUGAGGCAGUGGCCUACGGUGCAGCUGUGCAGGCAGCCAUCUUGGCAGGUGACAAAUCUGAGAAUGUGCAGGAUCUCCUGCUGCUGGAUGUGACCCCCUUGUCUCUGGGCAUCGAGACUGCUGGAGGAGUCAUGACUGUGCUGAUCAAGAGAAACACCACAAUCCCCACAAAGCAGACCCAAACCUUUACCACCUAUUCAGACAACCAGCCUGGUGUGCUCAUUCAGGUGUUUGAGGGUGAAAGAGCGAUGACAAAAGACAACAACCUCUUGGGGAAAUUUGAGCUCACCGGAAUCCCACCAGCCCCACGUGGGGUUCCACAGAUUGAGGUGACAUUCGAUAUCGACGCCAACGGCAUUAUGAAUGUGUCUGCAGUCGACAAGAGCACCGGCAAGGAGAACAAGAUCACAAUCACCAAUGACAAAGGUCGCUUGAGCAAAGAGGACAUCGAGCGCAUGGUCCAGGAAGCUGAGCAGUACAAAGCUGAGGACGACGUGCAAAGACAGAAGGUCUCUGCCAAGAACGGUCUGGAGUCUUACGCCUUCAACAUGAAGUCCGCUGUGGAGGAUGAGAAGCUAAAGGGCAAGAUCAGCGACGAAGACAAACAGAAGAUUUUGGAUAAAUGUAACGAGGUCAUCAGCUGGCUGGAUAGAAACCAGACAGCAGAAAAAGAUGAGUUUGAACAUCAGCAGAAAGAGCUGGAGAAGCUGUGCAACCCCAUCAUGACCAAGCUGUACCAAAGUGCAGGUGGGGUUCCAGGGGGCAUGCCCGGCGGCUUCCCCGGGGGUGGUGCUGCUCCUGGAGGAGGAGGAUCCUCCGGCCCCACCAUCGAGGAGGUCGACUAAGCCGCAGCUUGAACAGAUGUGCAUGAGCCUGUUCCCUUUGUUCUUGAAACGUUCGUGUGAGAGUAACACCAUUCAUGUUAUCGCAGCAUUAUGUAAAUACUCAAAACCAUUAACUUCCAUUCUCUGUUGACUGUUUUGACUUUUUUCUUCUUCUUCUUCUUGUUUUUUACUUUGUUUUGUAUGCCAGGCUUAAGGCUGUAUAUGCACUGUGACUUUAUUGAUUAACAGUUUCUCUUGGAAGUGAAGUUCCUUUGAGUUUAGUUCACAUUUGCAUUCCCAGUGUUUUUCUGGGUUGAUAUAUGAAGCUAAAACUGUUGUUUAUUGCACAACGAUUAGCUAAAUUAAACCAAAUGAAAUAUUU
This is a messenger RNA of Pundamilia nyererei, 2815 nucleotides long. It is a transcript of the gene hspa8b, whose product is annotated as heat shock protein family A (Hsp70) member 8b. The record is from RefSeq and is a predicted model, not a curated record. Gene Ontology annotation, molecular function: ATP binding; ATP-dependent protein folding chaperone. NCBI's taxonomy places the organism in Eukaryota, Metazoa, Chordata, Actinopteri, Cichliformes, Cichlidae. The coding region runs from base 514 to 2454 and encodes 646 amino acids. The transcript is spliced from 10 exons.